AUGGAUGAACCAGAAGUAGACUCCAUUGUUGAAGCAAGGAAAGAGCUCAUGAUUCCAUCCAAUGGAAAUGACCCAAUUCUCAAAACAGCCCAUUUUCUCAAACCAACUGUAACCUCCAUUAAAGAUCCUUCCUUUAAGGUCCUCCACCGCAGAGACACCCUUCGUCACUCUUCGAUCACCAAUUCGAAAUGGGGGAGCUUGCCAUUCGAGGUGGCAUUCAAUGGGUGGCUUUUCCCUCAAGAAAACUGGAAAACGUGGGUCGAACGGUUAAGCUUCCAGCACAGAACCAUAUGGGAGAAAGCUGGAAUCUUUGAUGCGAUUAUGGGGUCUACGUACAAAAUCAAUAAAUACCCAGAAGUGGUUUUGGAGCUAGCAAAGAAUUGGUGCCCUGCGACCAACACUUUCUUGUUCCUUUGGGCUGAAGCAACCGUGACAUUAGAAGAUAUGGCUCUUUGUGGGGGUUACUCAGUUCUCGGUUGCCCUGUUUUCAGUCCUCCUGAAACUUUUCUCACUCUUCUCGAGUCAUCACGUAUGACAGAAACGGAGGAAAAGCUUAAUGAAGCUCGUUUGGAAAUCGUCAGAUCGAAAGCUAAGAAAGCCUGUCAACUUGCAUGGAUGAGGCGUUUCAUGGAGGAAGAGAACGAUUUGGAGCAUGUGGCUUUUCUUUCUCUAUGGCUAUCGAGGUUUGUUUUUCCUGGUCCUUCUCGAACUACCAUAUUGAAACACCUUUUCCCACUUGCGAUUCGUCUAGCUAAAGGAACUAGAGUCGCUCUGGCUCCUGCUGUUUUGGCUACUAUAUAUAGGGAUUUUACUUUGUUGAAAAGAAAAAUGGUUGGUUCGAGUGAGCCCGAGGGAGAACUCACUCUCUGGGCUCCUUUUCAACUAGUCCUUGUUUGGGUUUGGGAGAGGUUUUUAAUGUUUAAGCCAAAACGAAAUGUGGUUCAAGUUGGUGAGCCAAGGUUGGCUCAAUGGCAUAAGGUGAAAAAAUCAGAACAGCCUGCUUUUGAUUCUGCUGGAGGGUCCUUUUCAUGGCGUCCAUAUGCCACAACAAUGGAUAGUAACUGUGCGCUAAGCCAGUUUUAUAGAGAAAAAGCUGAGUGGCUUUUAGUUGAUUCUGAUUCGAACGAACAACUAGUGUCACUUGUUAAGUGUUUGAGGCCAACUGAGUUGGUGGGAGUAGCGUCUACUGGUGUCUAUUGUAUUGAGCAGUAUCUUCCACAUCGUGUAGCUAGGCAGUUUGGCAUGGAUCAAGAUUUACCAGGUAAUGUUGUUCGGUUCAACAAGACUACUCAUACUACUGCUUGGAAAGAAUAUAAUAAGCCAAUUGGCUCUGUGAAUCUGUAUAUUCCAUCUAAGUUUUUCAAUCCAGAUGUUACCUUAAGAUACUUUAAGUGGUGGGAUGAUCUAUCAAAACUCGGUGACGGUGAAGAUGAAGUGAAGAAGAGUGUUGGAAGGCAAAGUGAAUGGAGAGAAGAGAAUCAUCUGUCUUGUCCUCCUGGUUUUCCUCCCAAGUCUGGUAAUGUCAAAAGUAGAGAACCUUAUUCAGAAGACCAGGUAACACUAAAGGAAAUGUUUAAAACUGUAGAUAUUGAUGAAAAUGCUACUAAUGGUGGAGAGAUUCCAAGGGAUGAUGACCCUUUGUUGGUUACUAAAAAGAUGGGACAAGUUGAGGAAAUUAUGCCGAGGCCAAUUGCUACUGUGGUGGAGGUGACUGCCUUGGAGGAAAAUAAGAAAACUGGAGAAGAAAUAGUAAUGGAGAAAGGAGAAAUCAAUGCACGUUCUGGGUUUGAUUUAGAUCAAGCAAAAGCACUUGAAGAUCGGGUUAGCAAGCUUGAAAACAUGAUUGAUGAGAUAAAAAAAGAAAGAGCUAACAAGUUUUGUGGUAAAGGCUAA
Humulus lupulus (European hop) is the source of this 1893-nucleotide messenger RNA. RefSeq lists its product as uncharacterized. Gene Ontology annotation, biological process: meristem maintenance; meristem development. The transcript has a single exon. The coding region runs from base 1 to 1893 and encodes 630 amino acids. Lineage: Eukaryota; Viridiplantae; Streptophyta; Magnoliopsida; Rosales; Cannabaceae. The record is from RefSeq and is a predicted model, not a curated record.